Dovyalis caffra is the source of this 1257-nucleotide messenger RNA. The record is from the annotation of a GenBank genome assembly. Lineage: Eukaryota; Viridiplantae; Streptophyta; Magnoliopsida; Malpighiales; Salicaceae.
AUGAGGGAUCUCGGCAGGAAUGACCUUACUGGACCCAUACCACCAACAUUUUCCGAUAAUAUGAGCACUAUUGAUCCGUCGGAUAACCGUCUUAAUGUUCAACAAAUUAGAGAUAUAUUUGCAUCAUGGCGAUUUCCUCCAGAUGACUUCUUCGGACCAUAUGAGCUUCUCAACUUCACCCUAUUUGGACCUUAUGCCCGGACCUUAACGAUCAACACAAGUUCAAGGCCUCAAGGGGGUUAUGGAAAGGUUUACAUAGGCAUUUUACUUGACAAAACAAUGGUGGCUAUAAAGCGUGCUAAAGAGGGAUCCUUACAAGGUGAAAAGGAAUUUUUGAUGGAGAUCAAUUUGUUGUCGAGGUUACAUCAUCGAAAUCUAGUUUCCUUGGUUGGAUAUUGUGUUGAAGAAGGAGAGCAGGUUCAAAGUUCAGCAGAAGGUGUGGUUUACCUGUUACUGAGGGCUAAUAUUGGAAGGAGAUUUCCGAAGGAAAAUCUCAACUUUGGAACAAGGUUAAGCAUUGCUUUGGGUGCAGCAAAGGGCAUUCUUUACCUCCAUACUGAAGCGGACCCUCCAGUAUUUCACCGAGAUAUCAAGGCUAGCAAUAUUCUUUUACACUCUAAGCUUACUGCUAAAGUUGCUGACUUUGGACUCUCCCUUCUUGCCCCUGUCAUGGAUGAUGAAGGAUAUCUACCUAAUCAUGUAUCUUCAGUAGUGAAGGGAACUCCAGGAUACCAUGAUCUAGAAUAUUUUUUGACACACAAGUUGACAGACAAGAGUGAUGUCUAUAGCCUUGGAGUUGUAUUACUAGAGCUAUCGACAGGAAUGCAGCCAAUAUCACGCGGCAGAGACAUAUAUAGUUCGUGGGACAGCAGAAUGGGUUCCUAUCCAUCUGAAUGCAUCGAGAGAUUUGUAGCCUUGGCACUAAGGUGUUGCCAUACCAAGCAAGAGAAACGGCCAUCAAUGCUGGAAGUGGUUAGGAAACUAGAAAACAUACUCAGAAUCUUGCCAGAAACGGAUACUACUGAUAUAGAAUCUGCUUCCACAUAUUCCGAGAAGACCGCACCUGUAUUUUCUGGCAUGUUAGCAUCUUCAUCCUCAUUCUACGCAAGCAGGGAUGCAUCCAAGUCGUCCACUUUUUUGGGAAGCAAUCUUAGCAGUGGCGUCAUCCCCUCUUACCGCCUCGUUGAUAUCAAAACUAAAAAACUCUGUGUGCUUAUUAAUCUCCCCCACCCCACCCCCACAAAUUGUGCAGUUUAG